Molecule: messenger RNA, 890 nt
Organism: Vitis vinifera (wine grape)
Lineage: Eukaryota; Viridiplantae; Streptophyta; Magnoliopsida; Vitales; Vitaceae
Exons: 6
Coding region: 15-890 (291 amino acids)
Source: RefSeq, a predicted model, not a curated record
CCGUAGAGAGAACUAUGGAGCCAGAGACUAAUGUGGACCAUGACACAAAUGUUGAUGCUGAAAAUAGUGAUGAAAUAUGGCAUCAAUAUCAUGAUGCAGAACGAGCAAUCGACCAAUAUCAAAGGGGCAUUCAGCAGCAGCUGAGAAUAAUGCAUGGCCUUAUGCAUAAGUUAGGGACUCGCAGACAUAGUGGGGUAAAUUCAGAUGCGGGUGGUCACUCUAGCUAUGCACCAGCCAGCCCUCCCACAGCCGAUGACCAUGCAUUUCCUGGUGAUGAGUACAUGGCUUCGCAUGCUGCAUACCAUGUGCUAGACACACCAGAUCGCGUUGUCGCCCCUGAGUAUGAGUUGCAGCCCAGUGUACCCAUUAAUGUAGUAAGCGAUGCUGAAGAACAACCAGAAGGUAAUGUUGUCCCCACAAAUAGAAACGUCCGGAGAUGUCGAGUGCGUCGCAUGGCUCCAAACCUGUUGUCCCCAUACAUAUCCCAACCACAAACCAAACAAUCUGCCAUCAAAAUCGACCUAAAACAAGGAGCUGCACUGGAAAUGGUAAUCCACUCCCAGGCAAAAAACUUAGUUAGGGAGGCAGUUAUUAGACGCUUUGAACCACAUCUGUAUCAGAUUGAUAUUCCAUAUGUCAAUGUUAACGAGGUCUUCUUACCGGUUCUCAUAAAGAACCAUUGGACAUUGUAUGUAUAUGACCUAGAAAACAGGAGAAUCCAACUGCUAGAUUCUCGUCCUGGUAGAAAGAAGACAAUGUUGAGUGGAGUCCAACAAAAUCUGGCCAAGGUUGUCCUGUGGUUGGCUGCCCACAAAAAAGAGGUAUCACCUUAUGAUUUGAGGACAUUCAAUUUCAUAACACCUGAUGUACCCCUCCAAACUAAUGAGUGA